GAGCCCCCCGGCGCCGGGGCGGGGGUCGGGGCGGGGGUCGGGGCGGGGGUCGGGGCCGGGGCGGGCGGGCGGCGGGCGCUGAGCGAUGUCGCGGGCGGCGGGCGGCGAGUGCCGCAAGGAAGCGGCGGGCUGGGAGGGCGAGGACGGGCAGUGCGACUCGGGCAUCGAGUCGCUGCGCUCGCUGCCGGGCGGGAGGGAGACCCCCGCCGCCGAGGUCCCACCCCCCCCCGCCGCCGAGACCCUCGCCGAGACCCUCGCCGAGGAGAGGCUCGACUCCAGCUACGGCUCCGGAGCCCUUCCCGAGGCUCUGGCCGGGCUGCCGGCCGCCUGCCGCGCCGAGGAGCCGCCGCCGCCUCCCGAGGGGCUGAGCCGGCAGCAGCUGGAGGCUCUCACCUACCUUUCGGAGGACGGAGACACGUUGGUUCAUCUGGCCAUUAUCCACUGCGUCCCAGCUGUGGCACUCUGCUGCAUUGCUCAGCUGCCCAAGGAGGUGCUGGAGAUCCAAAAUGAUCUUUUCCAGACCCCGCUCCACCUCGCCGUGUACCUGGAGCAGCCCAGCGUGAUCCAGGCGCUGAUCCACAAGGGAGUGAACCCCGGGCUGCAGGACCGCAACGGCAACACCCCGCUGCACCUAGCCUGCGAGCAGCAGCGUCUGCAGUGCGCCCAGCAGCUGCUGCAGGGCACAGCCGCCACGGAGGGCACGGCCCAGCCCCACGGGCACCACCAGGACCUGCAGCUCCAGAACUGGCAAGGCUUGGCCUGUCUGCACAUCAGCACCUUGAAGGGGAACAUCACGAUGAUGUCUCUGCUGCUGGAGAGCGGCGCCAACAUCGAUGUUCAGGAGGGCACGAGCGGGAAGACCCCACUGCACCUGGCCGUGGAGUGCCACAACCGCAGGGCUGUCCAGUUCCUGCUGCACAACGGAGCGUACGUGGACGCUCAGAUGUACAACGGGUGCACCCCGCUCCACCUUGCCGUGGGCCGCAAGGAUGCUGCCAUCGCCGCCAUCCUCUCACAUUCCGGGGCUGACACCCUGCUGAGGAACAUGGAGAAUGAGACAGCCCAGGACCUGGCUGACGGCAACGACGACCUCCUCGCCUUGCUGCCCUUUGAUGACCUGAAGAUCUCAGGGAAGCCUGUUGUGUGCUCUGAAUGAGCGUCCGGACUCCUUCGGCCCAUCGGGCCACCUCCUGGCUCUGCGCUGCUGCCCGCUGGGACCUUGCUGGCCUGCAGUUCAGUGGGAGCAGAGCCACUGUGGGAGACUUAUCCCCCCCCUCCCCUCUUUGGAAACGUUUUGCUGGCCUCGGGCCGCCUUCUCGGAGGGGAGAAGGUGGCACUAUGAGCACUACAUAGGGGAGGCUUUUCUUUCAGUAUUUGUGACCAGCAGUGGGACUGAAUUUCCCCUCCCUGCCAUGGGUCUGACUUGUGGGGGUCUCCAGCUUACCCAGGGAAGGAGCAGGAGAGAACUCCUUUUCACACUGCACGGUGGACGGAGCAUCCUCUGGCACCCCCAGACACCAUCAGAAUGAGUGUGGGGUGAGAAGAGUUAACGCUUACUCUAAUAAACGUUUGUUCUCGCUUUGGGUA
Messenger RNA from Tyto alba (common barn owl), 1587 nucleotides. It is a transcript of the gene NFKBIE, whose product is annotated as NFKB inhibitor epsilon. Gene Ontology annotation, molecular function: protein binding. The transcript is spliced from 6 exons. NCBI's taxonomy places the organism in Eukaryota, Metazoa, Chordata, Aves, Strigiformes, Tytonidae. The record is from RefSeq and is a predicted model, not a curated record. Bases 86 to 1156 code for a protein of 356 amino acids.